Molecule: messenger RNA, 7090 nt
Organism: Gambusia affinis (western mosquitofish)
Lineage: Eukaryota; Metazoa; Chordata; Actinopteri; Cyprinodontiformes; Poeciliidae
Gene: calcrla
Product: calcitonin receptor-like a
Exons: 13
Coding region: 251-1687 (478 amino acids)
Biological process (GO): cell surface receptor signaling pathway; adenylate cyclase-activating G protein-coupled receptor signaling pathway; angiogenesis
Cellular component (GO): plasma membrane
Molecular function (GO): adrenomedullin receptor activity; calcitonin gene-related peptide receptor activity; calcitonin receptor activity
Source: RefSeq, a predicted model, not a curated record
GCGUGGGAGUGGGCGGCUGGGUGGGCGGGAGUCCACUCAGCUGUGGACUCUCCACUCCACUCCACGGUGAUGUAACAGGAAGCAGUGGGCUGACUUCCAACCUCAAGCUGAAGCCGCCGGAGCUCCGCGCAGAGCCACCGCAGAUUCGAACCGAGCCGAACCGGACCGGACCGGAGGAGCGUGAUCGGAUCCGAACCCGCCGCGGAUUCGCCGUGACCGACCUGAAGCUGGUGAAUCAUCGUUACCUGACAUGGCAGAGAGGAAAUUAGACGGCUUCAGAUGGAGCUGGAUGGUCGCAGUCAUUCUUCUGUGCAACCUAACAACAUUCCUGGUGAGGGCCAGCAUGGAAGUGAAUGAAAGCCAGCAGCAGCAUCCCAACAACGUCUACCACGACACUGGGAUCACCAGGAACAAGAUCGUCACGGCGCAGUUCGAGUGCUACCAGAAGAUCAUGAAGGACAACGCAAACGGCAAACAUGAGCCCCUGUGUAAUCGGACCUGGGAUGGAUGGCUGUGCUGGGAUGACACUCAACCUGGAGUCACGUCAGAGCAGCACUGCCCGGACUACUUCCAGGAUUUUGAUCCUUCUGAAAUGGUGACAAAGACUUGCACCAACAACGGUCAGUGGUUUGUUCAUCCUGAGAGCAACCGGACGUGGACCAACUACACGCGCUGCAACGAACACACAAACGAAGGAAUCAUGACCGCAAUGAAUCAUUUCUACUUGACCCUCAUUGGACAUGGACUCUCCCUGGUUUCCCUCUUCAUCUCACUGGCUAUUUUCUUCCAUUUCAAAAGUCUGAGUUGCCAGAGGAUUACUCUUCACAAGAACCUUUUCUUCUCUUUUGUUCUGAACUCUGUCAUCACUAUCAUUUGGCUAACUGCAGUGGCUAACAACCGGGAGCUGGUGCAAAGAAAUCCAAUGAGCUGUAAAGUGUCCCAGUUUAUCCACCUCUACCUGUUUGGCUGUAAUUACUUCUGGAUGCUGUGUGAGGGGAUUUACCUUCACACGCUCAUCGUGGUGGCCGUGUUCGCCGAGAAGCAGCACCUCAUGUGGUAUUAUCUGCUCGGCUGGGGCUUUCCUCUGAUUCCUGCGUCCAUUCACGCCAUCGCUCGGAGUUACUACUACAACGACAACUGCUGGAUCAGCUCCAAAACGUCGCUGCUCUACAUCAUCCACGGCCCCAUAUGUGCAGCUCUGCUGGUGAACCUGUUCUUCCUGCUCAACAUCGUCCGGGUUCUGAUCACCAAGCUGAAGGUGACCCACCAGGCCGAGUCCAGUCUGUACAUGAAGGCGGUCAGAGCCACGCUCAUCCUGGUUCCUCUGCUGGGCAUCGAGUUCGUCCUGCUGCCCUACAAACCCGAAGGACGCGUCUCCUCCGAGAUAUACGACUACAUUAUGCACAUCCUGAUGCACUACCAGGGUCUGCUGGUGGCGACCAUCUUCUGCUUCUUCAACGGAGAAGUCCAGGCGGUUCUGAGGCGGCACUGGAACCAGCACCACAUCCAGUUCGGCAGCAGCAUCGGGAACCACUCGGACGCCCUGCGCUCGGCCUCCUACACGGCCUCCUCCAUCAUCGAGGUGCAGGGCUGCUACUCCAUCGACGGCCACACGGAGCACAUGAACGGGAAGAGCUUCCACGACACGGACGUCUCCGUCCUGAAGCCGGACAGCACCUUCGCCUGACGCCCGGCGCCGAGGAGCGGAUCCUGACUGGCUACGGAAACGCUCGCUCGUCCGGCGAGGUGAGCGCGGCGCCGCUCCGCCGUCCUCCGCUCCGGUGACGGGUUCCGAUUGGACGCCAUCACGUUCUAGCCAUUCUUAGCGACUGCUGGUUCAUUAUUUUGGCGUGUCGAUGUGGACGGACGCCGUUCGGUUUCACUGUAAGAAAACUCAAACUGUGCCAAAUCCGACUCUCCGUUUGGAGAUACAGAUUACAAUCCAACGAAGCUACGCCACCAUCUUGUUUCUACAACAACGUCUUGCUGCAGACAGAAAAAAGGAAUACAUUUCUGAAAAAAACCCCGAACAUUUUGAGACUAAUGUAAAAGACUUUUUGGAAAAAAUAAGAAAAUUCCCUGAGCUCAAAAGUCGAAAAUGUUCAAUUUUACAAGCUCUGAAAAUCUCCAGGUUAAUCUCAUAAUUUGAGAUUUUUUUUCUCAAAUUGUCGACUUUUCAAGCUCAGACAUUUUUAUGAUUUUCCUAGAAAACUGCUGAAACUAAUCUCUACAUUUUUGUUUUUCUCUCAACUUUACGACUUUUGUAGCUCAGAGAAUUUCCAGGAUUUUUCUAGAAAGUUUCUGAGAUUAAUCUCAGAGUUUGAGGGGAUUUUUUUCCCGACAUGCUCUCCUUUAUCUUCUAUCUCUGUUGGCCCUGAUUCGCUGUCGUAAGCGUCUCAUGAUACGACGCAGCAUUUGUUACGGAUUCUGCCUCGAAGACCCGGAGUAAAAGUCACGUUCCCUUUUCUCGGACUGAGCGAAGAUCGACGCCGUUUCAGGUUGAAGCUUCAGAUUGUUGACGUCUGGCUGGAAAAGUGAAAUUAUGGAAACAUUUUCCUAUCAAAGUCUAAAGAUCUGUAAAUUUAAUCUCAGGAGUGCAAAACACAUAAAAACUUCCACAAUGUUGAGUGAAGCGUACAGGCUGUGAGGGAGAAACUGAGUACAGGUUCAAAAUGUGUUGGUAUAUAAGCUACUUCAUGAUCAUUUGGAAUUGCACAACAUUUAUGGAGUUAAAUUGGAGCCAAAAAAAAAAUGUUUAAAUUAAAAAAAGAAUUUUUUUCAAAGCUUUUAACAGGAAAAAAAUAUUGAAAAAAAGAUUUGCAACUGUACAAAAAAAGUUAAAAUCUAUGGAACUAAAAUAAUGCAGAUGCUUUCUAUGGAGCUAAAAUGUGAGGCAUAAAGUUUUAAUGGAAAAUAAAAAAUUUUGAAGCUGAAAGAUUGUUUUGAAACUGGAAAGAAGAUCUAAAACUGAAAACUAUUUUUAACUGCAAAAAAGAUUUGAGACCAAAUAAAGUUAAAAACUAUGGAGCUAAAACGGUGCAGAAGUCUCUCUUAAAUGUCACUGUUUGUUUUUGUAGUAACUGUUUUAUUUUUCCUUGAUGUGAAAUUUGGAAUUAAAAUUUUUUCAAGUUAAAAUUUAUUGUUUCGUUUCAAAUAGCUUUUUAUUUAAAUUAUUUUUCUGUUCUAAAUCUUUUUUCAAAUUUUUCAGUAAAUUUUUUUAUUCUAAGAAUUUCAGUUUUAAUUUUUUUAUUUAUUAUUUUUCAGUUUCAAACCUUUUUUUCUCUAUUAAAAAUAAUUUUUCAGUUAAUUAUGGCUCAAAUUUUGCUCCAUACAACUUUGAAGAUCAUUGUGAACAAAAAGACUAAAAACAUAAAAUGGUGAAAGGAAUGUAAACGACCAGAAAGCUUCAGCAUCUUUCAGAGCAGCAAACAUUUUAUUGCUUUUUCACAGUAAAUAUUUCAGUUUAGUUGUCAAAAUGGCCCCAGAAUAAAUAGAAAACUCAGUAAAUGUGCAGAAAACGUUUCCUACAGGGCUAACUGUGUGUCUGAACAGCUUCUUUUGUUAAAAAUUUUAUUUUAAGGCCAGCAUGGAUUAAUUAUUAUAGCAGAAAUACAUAGUUUUUAGUAUUUCUCUGAAGUCAGAAUGAAAACACAGAAUGGAAAAGUUUGAUAAAGUUACAGAUUUAAUCACACCAAAGAGGAGAAAUAUUAAACAUGCACAAACUCUAUUUUUUAAUAUUUGUUCCAUCUCAGAAUAACCAUUAUUUUAAAGUAUAUUUUUGAUUUAUUUAAUCUCCUUUAGCUUGUUUUUUUUAGUGUAGAUCAGACGUUUUCAGUGUAAGGUUGAAGAUGAUGAAGAUUGCACUUCUUCUCCCUGAACGGCGGCUUUCCGCUGGACUCCAUCGGAUCCGUAACGCUGGGAACGUUUCAGCUGCUGUAAAUAAUUUUGUACAUCCAGCGAGUUUUCCAAGCGAACAUGCCAGAAAAUGCCUGCAUGAUUUGUCUAGGCCGUAUUUCUGUAAAUCCAGAGGCACGGAGCCGGAGGGUGCUGCCUGUCUCCGCCGGCCGCUCGGACCUAUCAACAUGGCCGCCGCCUCUCCAUUGUGCCUGCUAGAGAGCAUGAAGCUCUCACCUUUCAACAGAUCCGCCGCCGCCGCCGGUUGUUUGUUCAUCGAAUGUCUCCGCUUCCUGUCUUUGAUUCAGCUGUAAGGACUCGCAGAUUCACUGCUGGGUUUCAGACGACGAAGCGCCGACGUCACCCGAUGCAGAUGGAGGGCAGGAAGUAAACGCAGCCCGUUUAUUUCUGUUGAUCCAGCAUCAAAAUGUCUAAACUGUGUCCUGUACGGUCGUUCCAACCGUUCUAAUAGAGAGAAAGAUAAACGUUAUUUUCGUGUUUCGAAGGUCGUUGGUCACAAGGGAGUUAAUUUAAAAAAAUUUACCACAAAAAAAAAUGGAUCAAGAAUCUACAGCUAAAAACAGGAGGUAACGAUGUUAGCAUCUAGCUUAGCUGCUAACAACAACAUGAUCUUCACAGACAGAGAAGAUCAUGUUUAUUCAGUGGGACUUUCAUGCUAAAAUAAAAAAGGUAAAUAAAUUAAAUAUAACCUACCCAGCCAUACUUUGACUGUUCCCCCACAUGCUUCCUGUCUGACAUGAACACGGGGUUUCUGUGGGUCGGGGCGAGUCGUUGACCUGCAUUGGACCUGAAUCCAGAGUCCUACAACAUCUCCACAUCAACGUUCAACUCCAGCAUGGAUUUGGUUUACAGAAGCUAAAUAAGUUAUUUACCAGGAGAUCCGAGCUCAUAGAGAUAACAUGGGUUAGCUUGUUGUUAGCGGUAGCAUCGUAACCAUAGAAAAUAGCACGACUCACUACUCACCCGCAGAACCAAGUCGGCAGCCAUUUAAAGCUUCUUUAGAUCCUAAAUGUUUGACCCAACCUGAAACUAAAUGAUUUUAUUCUCCAGGCUUUUGAAAACUUUCUUCUGGUCCAAACUGAACUCUGCAGCUCCGGACAGUUAGCUACAGUCGACACCGGGGAAAUCCUCCAGAGCUUUAGAGAAGUCUUUUUUACAGAGAUAAUGCCGAUCAUAUCCUAAAUAUACUCGUGUUUUUUUAGAUGCCUGGUCUGUUCCAGCCCAUUUAGGGCAUUAGCUGCUCACUGUGACCCGUUCUGCUUUGUUUGGAGCCGGAGAAAUCCCCUUCUGGACCUCCAUCUGAAUUCCAGGGGUCAUUCAGGUCACGUGUCUGAAACCCAGCAAUAGAAACACUUUGACUCAUUAGGAAAUGUUCUGUUUUGUUUGUCACAAAGAGAAAAGAAAGUACACCCUCAUUUAAUUCUGCAGUUUUACCUUUAAAGAACCCGACCGGGUCUUUAGCCGGUUCUAAAGUUAUUUAUGUGCUGAUAACUUAAUUUUUUAAAUUCUUGUUUCAUGGAAUAAAAACAGUUUAGGAUCCGUCCUGCAUGUGUUUUUUCCCUUUCUUACAAAAACACAAAAUCUUACCAAGUAUUUUUUGGUCUAAUUCAGGGAUGUCCAAAGUGUGGCGCGUGGGCCGUAUGUGGCCCCUUCUACUGAUUCUCUGUGGCCCCCCAAUUCAAAAAAUGGCCAAAAAUUUGGUUUGUUUUUAAUUAUUGCAAAAUUAUGACAAAAUCUUAGAAUAUAAAACAUCUUAUGUAAUAGAAAGUAUCCAUCUUUUAAUUGCAUAAAAUUUCACAUCUCAUUUCACCUCUUAGUGACAUUUACUCAAGAAUGAACAUUUUCUCAUUUAGCUGGGCUGAAAACACUAAAUGUGAUCAAAAAGUGACUCAAAUCCUGUUUUUAUAACAGAUUAAAAUUUAUUCAGUUUUUUUUACAAACAAGGUCAAAAAAGAUUCUCAACUUUGAUGCUUUUCUUUUAAACAGGCAAAAUCCUUCAAAUUUUUGUUAGCUAGAGCUAAUAUUAUUAGCUCUAGCUAAUGGCAUUUGCUCCUGCCAAUCGUGUUAACUCCUGCUAAUGGUGUUAGCUCCUGUUAAUGUUGUUAGCUCUAGCUAACGGUGUUAGCUCCUUCUAAUAGUGUUAAUUACUGUUAACACCAUUAGCAUGUGUUAAUGUUAAUGGUGUUAGCAUAACACAUUGGUGCUAAUGGUGAUCUAAAUAACACAGUUAGCUAGAUCUAACUGAGUUAUGUCUAGCUAACACUGUUAGCGCUCAUUAAUGUUGUUAGCUAAUGCUAAUUGUGAACUAGAAACUAAAAAAAACAGGUAAAAUUUUGUGGUUUUUUAGUGUAAGAUGAAGUUGGAUGUUAUUGACUCUGCUAAUGUAAAACCAGAGAGUUGAAGGAGGGUGUACUUUCUUUUCUCCAUGACUGUGAUCUGUAUUUUUAUAUAAAUGUGAUCUCUGAGCGCUGACAAUUCUGUUAGAGCUGGAAUGUGUUGGUCUCUGUUUGAACUCAUCCAAACUGUGGUGAAGCCAAAGCGUUUUGGCAACGUGUUGUAACUUUUUCUGUAUUUAUGUGAAUCGUUUUCGUUUGACUCUCCAAAGAGUUCGUGAAGUUUCAGUGACUCUUCGGUAAACUGUCGUAAACGACGACAAACCCAUUGAGGACGACUUCUGUAGUACGUACUGUAUCUAACUCUGAUAGUCUCAUUGACGCCACACUGCUGUUUGAAUGUUUUGUUUUUAUUCCUUGGAUGUGAAGAACAUACAUAAAUAUAUAUAUAUACAUAUAUCUAUAUUUACAUAUCAAUGUUUCCCUUUUUAAUAUGUCGGUGAACUAGACAAUGUUGCUAUCUUGUGUGUAUCUGCAUACUAAAACAGUAUAGCGCAGCACAGCCUUGAGUUUGUUGUUUUUUUAUUGGCGUUUCCUGAAAACACAAUGAGCUUCUGGCACCAGGAGCGGCGACUCAGUCAGGAAGUUUCUUUUAGAUGGGAGACGGCCUUAAAGAGGCUGCAGACGUUAAAUAAACCUAACGAGUGUUGUGUGAUUUAUGUUUCCUCAGACAACUCAGAGAAAUGAUGCUAAAUAUCUGUAGAUGACACAAAGACAAGCCAACAAGACGAUCAUUACUCACUGAGGAAGCAAAGCCCAAUAAAACACUUUUAUUGAACCGA